AUGUCUUCGCGCGCUGCUUGCCGCACCAUAAAAUCCGCCAUGGCUCAUAUCCAAACCCGAUCUCUAUCUAGCGCCUCCGGGCCCAGGCAUCUCCUGUCCAUUAGCGACCUCAGCCCAGCCGAGUUCACAAAACUCGUUCUCAAUGCGUCAUCUCACAAGGCCGCCGUCAAGGCCGCUUUCGCUGCCGGCGAGCAACCUCCGAAACCGCUCCACGGCUCCUUAACAGGCAAGACGGUGGCCAUGAUGUUCAACAAGCGCAGCACCAGGACCCGUGUCUCGACAGAAGCAGCUGUGCAAAUGAUGAGUGGUCAUCCCAUGUUUCUGGGCAAGGAUGACAUCCAACUGGGCGUAAACGAAUCCCUGUACGACACCUCAGUCGUGAUCUCAUCCAUGACCUCCUGCAUGGUAGCCCGCGUAGGCGCGCACAAGGAAGUCGCCGACCUCGCGGCGCACUCCUCCGUGCCCGUCAUCAACGCGCUCUCCAGCGACUACCACCCGCUGCAGACGAUCGCCGACUUCCAGACCAUCCACGAGAGCUUCCCGGGACGUACCCCCUCGGACGCCAGCCUCGGGCUCGAAGGGCUCAAGGUGGCGUGGGUGGGCGACUCCAACAACGUGCUCUUCGACCUGGCGAUCGGGUGCGUCAAGAUGGGGCUGGACAUCGCGGUGGCGUCGCCGGCCGGGUACGGCAUCCCCGCGGCGAUGAAGCAGGUGAUCCUGGCGGCGGGCGAGGGCGUGGCCAGCCCCGGCCGCCUGACCGAGACGCAGGUGCCCGAGGAGGCGAUCCGGGACGCCGACAUCCUGGUGACCGACACGUGGGUGUCGAUGGGCCAGGAGGAGGAGAGCAAGAAGAGGAUGAAGGCAUUCGCCGGGUACCAGAUCACUAACGAGCUGGCCAAGCGCGGCGGCGCGAAGCCCGACUGGAAGUUCAUGCACUGCCUGCCGAGGCACCCGGAGGAGGUCGAAGACGAGGUCUUUUAUGGCUCUAGGUCACUUGUCUUCCCCGAGGCCGAGAACAGGCUAUGGGCCGCUGCUGCCGCCUUGGAAGCCUUUGUGGUCAACAAGGGCAAGAUCCUAUAA
Chaetomium globosum CBS 148.51 is the source of this 1080-nucleotide messenger RNA. RefSeq lists its product as uncharacterized. The transcript has 3 exons. NCBI's taxonomy places the organism in Eukaryota, Fungi, Ascomycota, Sordariomycetes, Sordariales, Chaetomiaceae. The record is from RefSeq and is a predicted model, not a curated record. Gene Ontology annotation, molecular function: amino acid binding; ornithine carbamoyltransferase activity. Gene Ontology annotation, cellular component: mitochondrion. Gene Ontology annotation, biological process: L-citrulline biosynthetic process. Bases 1 to 1080 code for a protein of 359 amino acids.